Messenger RNA from Cryptotermes secundus, 940 nucleotides. Its product is annotated as pre-mRNA-splicing factor syf2. Gene Ontology annotation, cellular component: post-mRNA release spliceosomal complex; catalytic step 2 spliceosome; Prp19 complex. Bases 187 to 873 code for a protein of 228 amino acids. The record is from RefSeq and is a predicted model, not a curated record. The transcript has 6 exons. Lineage: Eukaryota; Metazoa; Arthropoda; Insecta; Blattodea; Kalotermitidae.
UUGCCAGGGGAUGUUCGCUACCGGUCGCUAGGGUUACUAACAGGCAGCAGUUGGUAGCUAUUGGUAGAUGCAUUGAGCCAUUUUGCUGUUGUGGUUUUGGUGAACGGUAGAGAAGGUGAAGAUAUAAAGAGGGACUGCGUACCGCAGAUAUUUGUAGAUCGUGUAUAUAAGUGAUAGUACCGGAAUAUGGAAGCCCCUGAGUUGGGAGAAUCGUCUUUCAAGCAGAAGCAGGCAGAAUACAUGAAGCGGCUAAGAGACCUGCAUACCAAGAGGAAUGAGGCCCGCCAAAUGAACCACAAAGAAGUAAUGGAAGAAGACAAGCGUAAGAAAUUGCCAUCCAACUGGGAAGCACGCAAGCGGCAGGCUGAAUGGAUAUUGAACAAUGAAGAGAAACGAAGAGAGGCUGAAAAGAAAGGCGAAGAUUAUGAUCGUGUCAAGCUUCUGCAUAUUGAUGCCAUUGAAGCAGAGCGAAUUGACAGGAAGAAGAAAAAGAAGAACCCAGAUCCUGGUUUUGCAGAUUAUGAACAGGCCACUGCUAGACAGUACAAUCGCCUGGUGAACAGCAUGAAGCCUGACAUGGAACAGUACAAGUACCAGAAAGAGAAGAUGGGAGAAGCAUUCUAUGGUGGGCAAAACGUCAUCCUGCACGGUCUCCACAAGGACACAAAGGAAGGAAUUGAUCACAUGGUUCAAGACUUGGAGAAGCAGAUUGCAAAACGGGAGAAGUACAGCCGACGGCGAAUGCACAAUGAUGAUGCUGACAUAGACUACAUAAAUGAACGCAACAUGAAAUUCAACAAGAAAUUAGAACGGUUCUAUGGAGAGUACACUACUGAGAUCAAGCAGAACCUUGAGCGUGGCACAGCUGUGUGAACAACCCUACUUUGUAAAUACUUUUGUUUAAUAAAUUGAAAUAUUUAUCUCUAUUUCUAUAAAUUUA